UCGAUCGAGUCUUCCCUCGGCAUGGCCAUGGUGUACACCGUGGCCAGCGCCGUGCAGGAGCUGCUCAAGGAGAACAACCAGAGGCAGCUGUCGAUGCACGAGGAGAUGCUGCUGCGGCAGAAGCAGGAGGCGGGGGGCGCCGAGGAGGGCGAGGACGACGAGGGCGAGGAG
Molecule: messenger RNA, 171 nt
Organism: Prorocentrum cordatum
Lineage: Eukaryota; Dinophyceae; Prorocentrales; Prorocentraceae
Source: the annotation of a GenBank genome assembly